ACUCCAAACUGUUUGGCUUCAGUCGCAUGAAUCGUUCGGAUGUUGAGAUGACCAAAGAACAGCCAAUUCGGCAACAAGACUCUGAUGGUAGUGGAUCUGUAGUAUCUUUGCAGUCUUCUUCUGAUGAUGGCAGAUAUGUGGCAGGGAUGACUGGAAGAGAACCUCUUUAUGAUGAAACAGUUCUGCCAGGAGGUCAUUUCGGUCAAGGUGAAGAGGUCGGAGUUCAAAGGAAGGCUGCCAGCCAAACAAAUGAUGGCACGCAUCGGCAAACAAUUAAAAAAUUUCAACAAAGACUACACACGGAUCGAACAGAAAAUACUUUAGAUGAGAUUAUAAACAGUUUGAAAAAUCCGAGUGGUAUCACGGGCUCAUCAAGUCCUGAAAUUCACAAUGAUACUUCAUCAGCUGGCAGCAAAGCAUUCCCAUCCAUACAGUCUUACAAUGGUGGUUUAGGAUGGAAAUCCUCUCCCCUACUAAUGAGUGGUCACCAAGGUGAUGAUACCGAAAAACACACUCGGCAGCUGAAAGAUAUAACAAGCCAUUUUGAAGCAGAAAUAGACAAGAUUUGUGAACAACUUAAUGAAGUAGGAGACAACUUGAAAACUCUUCACCAUGCACUGCCUGUCAAAAUGCUUGAAGCUGCAAACCACAAACUACAGGCCAGGUGCAAUGUUUUAGAAAAAACGUGUGAGCAAAUGAAUAACAAGUCAAUAAGAUUGGAACAGGCAAACCAUGAUCUUGACAGUAGCUGUGGACAACUGAGGCAAAUAAACCAAAAUUUUGAAGUGCGCUGUUUGUAUCUGGAAGAAGUCAACAAGUCAAGUGAAAGUGAGAAAUCUCAGCUGCGUGAGAAUAUUGGAGAUCUUGAGACGAAGGUUACAGAACUUGCUAAGUGUAAUGAAAAGGCAAUAUCGGCAUGCCGUCACCUUGAAGAAAUAAACCAGAAGACUUCAAAUAAAAAUCAGGCAAUUGAAGACUCAAAGGCACUUUUGGAGUCGAGAUACAAAUCUUGUGUGACUGAUAAUCAAAAGUUGGAGGUGCAAAUUGGGCAGUAUCAAAAAGCUCUUGAGGAAUGCAAAAGAAAACUUGGAGAUUUUGAAGAGACAAUUGUGACAUCAAAAAGAGAAAAGGAAACCCUUACUAUGAAGCUGGAAUCAGUACAGAAGUUGAACAUGCAAGUCAAACAGAAAUAUGAUGAUCUUAAGUCAAUGUGCACUGCAAAGGAUGAGUUGAUUAAUAGGCUGGAAAAUGAAAUGAAAGAACUGUCACUGUUUGUGGAAAAAGCUAUCAAGGAAAAGAUGGAAUCUGAAGCAAGCAGUAAAAAAGACAAGGACCUCCUUCAAAGGAUGUUGGUGGAGUAUGAUGUUUUAGCCAGAGAUUACCAAGAAGCUAGAGGUGCUUCCAAAGCAAUGCGAGAUAAACUGGAAUUGUCCCAAUGUGAAAUGGAAAGCCUCAGAGAAACUAUUUUAAAACUAGUUUCUAGAAAUAACCUGUUGGAUGAUCAGGCAAUGGAACUUGUGUUUCAAGAUAAAAGUCAUGUACAAACACCCAGCACUAAAAGCAGACCAUUCAUUGGAAGAAAGACUUGGGAACAGUCAACUCCUUCAAAGAAACGACAGCAAGCUGUUUACCAAUGGACUUCUUACCCUGGCUCAUAUCUAGCAAGAGACCACACAAGCUCAGACAUGACAAGCUGUCAAUCACAUGCCAGUGCUCUAACCACACCAUUACCAGGUGCAGUGAAAGUAGCAACUCCUUUUGCAAGAAAACAGGAUCCAUUAACUAGUGGCGUUACAUUGUCCACUGCGACCAGCCAAAGCAAGAAGAACCAGGCUAAAGGUCUUGUUUCCAAAGAGAGUCCAGACACUGUAGAGUCAGGCCCUUAAACCUCACCACCAGGAAUGGUAGUUAAGAAAACAGACCUAUUAACAAGGUUUGAUGUUGUGUUUGAAGACAGUCAGUCUGGUGAGGAGAUGAUUCGUACCCACACUGGACGAACCCGACGUCUAUACGGU
Molecule: messenger RNA, 2015 nt
Organism: Stylophora pistillata
Lineage: Eukaryota; Metazoa; Cnidaria; Anthozoa; Scleractinia; Pocilloporidae
Cellular component (GO): centriole
Source: RefSeq, a predicted model, not a curated record